Molecule: messenger RNA, 4212 nt
Organism: Caenorhabditis bovis
Lineage: Eukaryota; Metazoa; Nematoda; Chromadorea; Rhabditida; Rhabditidae
Source: the annotation of a GenBank genome assembly
AUGGAUGGGUCCAACUUUGGGAUCACCUACAAUCUUAGAGAGUAUGCACCAACUGAUCCGUGUCUCGGAAUCCCGGGUCCUCUCGUGGCGAAUCCGACACCACCGCAACCAUCGCCUCCGGUAUCGGAAAACAAUCGUGGCCCAUUGCUCAGUGACGAUGAGUAUAAGACAAUGCUAAGCGCUCUUCCCAUUGGGUUCAAUCUUUCGAGAUAUCGCGACGAAGCGCGACGGCAAUUAGCCGAGCAUCACAAGAAGGUGCUCAAUUUGAUGGAGAUUCUUGAUCCAGAGAAAAGCGAAGAUAGUAGCUCAAAUCCGCCAACAACGUCGAAUAGCGUCAAACCGGAACCAUAUGAUCCGUUCGAGUCGCAAUUGGCAAGCUCAUCGAGUUCUGCUGUCGAUGUCAAACCAAACGUGAAAAAAUUGCGUAUGUCAGUUGAAGGUUCGAGCGAAUUGACCGAUGAGCGUGGUCGAGUAAUUCCGCAAAAAUUGAAAAAGUUUUGCCAAGACGCGGCCGUCUAUGUGCCGACGAAAAUCGCAAAGGAUAAUACGAGCAUUCGUCCGAACAUCACAAUUAAAAAGGAGCCGAGCAGCAACUUUAACUCCAACGACAUCGCUGAUGAUGAUGAGGAGGGAGAUGACAUUCUAACAGUUCGACGUAAAAAGAUAGUCAACGAGAGACUUGGAAUUGUGGAAUGUCCGCCGCCGGCGAAACCAAAAGUUUUGAGCAUCAAACGCGAAAAUGUCGACGUCGAGAUAGCAGCUCCAACAAAAGAAAUCGCUGAUGUCAUCUGCUUGAGCAGCGACGAUGAGUCGCCGCAGCCAUCGUCGUCGGUGUCGCCAUCGCUGCCGUCGCCAAAUUCUGUGAAUUGCGACGCAUCGCCGAAUCGUGAUCUUCCAAACGAGCAACGAGCUACUCAUUGCUCUUCAUCAUCCACUGCACGACAUAUAACACGUAAGCCGGAUCGACGUGCUCGUCGCACCGGUUCGCCAAUCAAAUCGACGACUACGACGAAAACCAUGAAAAGUCCGAUUUCUUGCGCUAGUUCGGAUUCGGAAACAGAUGAGAGCUUUGCUGAUGAAGUGCGGACACCGACAAACUCGAAUCGCUCAAAUCGCGGAUUGAAUGAAGCUGAGAAGACGAUGAGACGCUCAAAGAAAUCAACGACACCGAAACCCAUGAGAAAAAGGGUUGUGUGGUCGGAUUCGGAUGAAUCGAUGGCGUCGUCACCAUCGUCAUCGUCAUCAUCAGUCUCGUAUCUCGAGGAAUCGUAUUCCGAGUCAUUCGACGCAUCUGAGGGAAGCGCAACGAACUCGGACACGGACAGCAUGAAAGACUUUAUUGUGGAUGAGGAUGAGGAUGAUGAACGAUAUCGGAGGAGGAAAUCGCGACGAGGUCGAACACAAUCGUCUGAAGACGAAUAUUUGCCGAGUGACGUUGAAGUACCGAAGAGGAGGAAGAAGAAGAAGAAGAGCAGCAAACCGUUAGCCCGAAAGGCGGGAGCUAGCAAGAGGGCGAGACUGUCGCCGGCAUUGAAUACUCGUUCAAAAGUUUCGUCAAAGACACCAUCGACGAGACGAACUAGAAAAGAAGAUUCUCGAGGAGCAUCGAAUUCCAAAGAGGAGAAGCUUCAGGGAAGAGACCGAUCGACGACGAAGGAGCGUAUGAGACCAAAGGAUAAGGUGAAAUCAAAGGAUACCGAACGAUCGAAGAGUAAGGAACGAAAGCGAUCGAGGAGAAAGGAGAAUUCAACGUCGAGUCAACGGAACGAUGGUCCGAAUGUGAAGCAGGAGCGAAAAAAGACUUUACUCGAGAUUGCGGCGGAAAGGCGACGCAUUAAAGUGCAGCACGCGAUACAACGAGUCGAAGAAAAAGCUAGAGAUAAAAUGCGAUUAAUGUUGUCGGUUCAUCCGCAACACAUGAAAGAAGAAGAAGCAUUCCGGAAGUCAAAGGAGCGAGUGAAGAAAAUUGAAAAGACGAGACGGCUCACCGAUGAGGGUCCGAGUAAUAAAAAGACUAGAAUUGAUGCUGUUGCUGAGGAACCUGGCGAAGAUGUAAAUGCGCCGCCUAAACGAAUAGCGCAUACGCCGUCGGGCAGAUCGUCGUCGGGUAGCUCGUCAAAAAUCGUGCCACCGCCAUUGCCGAUGAGCCGGAAACGCGUGUUUUAUGAGGAGAAUUAUAAAAAAUCGUUUGAAGAAGCUGAACGGCGAUCAAAGCAGGCCGCUGAGGAGGCCGAACGGCUAAAGAACAAGAAAUAUCUCACUCAGGAGGAAAUGUUUGGCGAGAAACGGUCCAGAAUUGGCUCGACGGCGAAAGGUGAAGCGAGAGUGUCGAGACCGAUUAAUGCACUCAAUCCGAAGGUCCGUGUGAAAAUGGAGCCUCCAGAUUCGCCAACGUCGGCGAAAAAGAAGAAGCUUGUUGAGAGGGCACCACCGAAACCAUUGGAGCCGUUUUGCACAAAGGUAUCCAUCGCGAGUCGACAAAAUGCGAUUGCGGCGAUUUUCAAAGAAGUGCUCGGAACUGAGACGAAUGAGCCGGAGAAAGAGGCGCAACGAUUGGAGCUGGAAGCGCUUCACGGCGGAAAUCCGACGCAUUACAUGGUUCGAGUGACGCAGAAGAUAAAGAACUUGCGAAAUUUGAGCAAUCAAGUGGUCAUCCCGGUUUCAAGUCAUCACGGUAUGAUGACGUUUAGCACAUUUGAUCGCGAGCUUAAUACUUGUCCAAGCAUUGAUAAAGAAAAUCGUCCAGAAUCAUCGUGGUCGUCGUCGUCGUCACCAUCGAAGCCACCAUCACGGCGGGACGAGAAGUGCAGAAUGGAUUAUAUGGUGACGAGUCCUGGUGGCUUCAAUCCAUAUCCGAGCUCAUACAUGCUCGCGCACCAUGCCGCUCCACAAUAUCAAGCGUACAUGCCGACAUCGUCGAUGGUGCCACAACAAUUGACGACGCCACCACCGCCACCACCACCACCACCACCGGUUCAGCGAAUGGUGUGCGAUGCUUCUCAUGGCUAUGUGCACCAUUACGCUUCACCGCCGCCACUCAGUCAACAACAUCUGAAUUUCGGUUACUAUGCCGUGCAGACGCAAAACCAUUAUCUCGGCGCACCGUUUCAGAACUAUACGGGUGUCACUUAUUUGACUAGCCAACACCAAAUUUUAAGAUCGUAUCCAUCGUCGCCGGAGUCGCCAAAAGAUGCUGUUUCGCAUGACGCCAUCCUUUGCGGGCCGAAACGCGACAAGAUCUCGAUCGGUGUGCACAGAAAGAAUCGCGAGAAGGAGAAGAAGAUCGAUGAUUACACACCCGAAGAGCUUUAUGAAGCGUUUGGACGAUUUCGGCAGUCGGAGAGCGUUCUCACUGAGAACGGCUAUCCGUAUUUUAUCAGCGCGAGUCGACGCGUGAAAAUUGAGAAGACGAUUUUCGAUAAAAUUGACAUCUGGAUUGAUGAUCAUGACCGCGCGCGCGUUUGUUGCCGCUGCAAAGCCGAAUUCCGAUUGAAUCCGGACGGCACGAUUCCGCGACAGGAGGCGGUGUGCCGCUAUCACAAUCGCGGUGCGGUUGUUGGCGGCAAACGCGACACGUUCCGCAAAGUGCACGCGUGCUGCAAAGAGGACUGGAGCCACGAGGGAUGCAAAUUGUCCGACAUUCACGUGUUCGAUCAGCAACCCAAAUCCGAAUUGGACAAAUUCAUCGCGACGCCGCCGCCGACGGGACCCAACGAUCCGAGGUCGAAGAAGAUGUUCGCGAUCGAUUGCGAGAUGGUGUACACGAUGCGCGGGCCCGCGUUGGCGCGGCUCUCCGUCGUCGACAUUAACAAUGUGUCGGUGCUCGAUGUGCGAGUCAAACCGCCCGGUGAGGUGCUCGAUGCGAAUACCGAGUUUUCCGGGUUGACCAUCGACGAAGUGAAUGCGGCCGAGUUUAGUUUGGAAGAGUGUCGCGAGAAGUUGUUCAAGCUAAUCAAUUCGGAGACAAUUUUGAUUGGCCACUCGCUCGAAUCGGACCUGAAGGCGCUUCGAUUGGCGCAUCUCAAUGUCAUCGACACGGCGAUUGUGUUCCAGAAUGGCGGUGGAAAUAAGAAGGCUUUGCGAUCGUUGGCUGCCGAGCAUUUGAAGCAGUUCAUUCAGCAGGACAACGAUGAAAUCACGGGACACGAUUCGAAUGAAGACGCGCGAGUGUGCAUGGAGCUUCUCAAGUAUCGUCUUCAGCAUCCGGUCUAA